Camponotus floridanus (Florida carpenter ant) is the source of this 1706-nucleotide messenger RNA. It is a transcript of the gene Rpn6, whose product is annotated as 26S proteasome non-ATPase regulatory subunit 11. Gene Ontology annotation, cellular component: proteasome regulatory particle, lid subcomplex. The transcript has 4 exons. NCBI's taxonomy places the organism in Eukaryota, Metazoa, Arthropoda, Insecta, Hymenoptera, Formicidae. Gene Ontology annotation, molecular function: structural molecule activity. The record is from RefSeq and is a predicted model, not a curated record. Bases 338 to 1609 code for a protein of 423 amino acids. Gene Ontology annotation, biological process: ubiquitin-dependent protein catabolic process.
GUGACUCGCUUGACUCACGUAGCAGCAUGACACGAGUUUUGUGAUCUCGGGUGUCCGACGAGCAGUGUGGUGAGGAGUGACAGGGCUAGAAGAAAGCGUGAGUGAACGCACUCGCACGAGAUUGUUUGAGCGCGAGAUCGCGAGACUGUAGACAUAGAUUCCCAUCCGGGACACGCGGCGUUUGCUGUUUGACAUUUCGCGCGACACCAACUUUCCUUAUCUCUUGAUUUUUUCUCCCGCGCCAGCGACAUCGGGAAAACGAUAACACGCAUACGUUGACUUGACGUUAGGGUUAGCGCUCCUACGAGGAAGGUGUGCGACCACCAAUCACCCCGAGAUGGCCGGUGCGAUGCUAUUUGAGCGGGCUCAGGCCGUUUCGAUGACGAACCGCAGCGAGGGUAUCUCUUUGCUCAACGAAAUCGUCUCGGAUCCGAGCAUCGGAGUCGCCGAUGACGACGAAGACAACAUCCGCGUCAAGGAGCAGGGUAUCCUGCAUCUGGGCGAGCUGUAUAAAAAGGAGGGUAAGGCGAAGGAGCUGGCCGACCUGAUCAAAGCCACCAGACCGUUCCUUAGUCUUAUUAGCAAAGCAAAGGCUGCCAAGCUUGUGCGAUCCUUGGUGGACUUCUUCCUGGAUCUGGAGGCUGGUAUAGGUAUUGAGGUGCAAUUGUGUAAAGAAUGCAUAGAAUGGGCAAAGGAAGAACGCAGAACGUUUUUAAGGCAAUCGUUAGAAGCCCGCUUAAUAGCUCUUUACUUCGACACGGGCAUGUUCAGUGAAGCGUUGCAAUUAGGGUCUGCUCUCCUCAAGGAACUCAAAAAACUGGAUGACAAACAACUGCUAGUAGAGGUUCAAUUGUUAGAGAGUAAGACAUAUCAUGCACUGAGCAAUUUAGCGAAAGCAAGAGCAGCGCUUACCAGUGCCAGGACGACUGCCAACGCGAUUUAUUGUCCACCUAAAAUGCAAGCAGCUCUAGAUCUACAAUCAGGAAUAUUGCAUGCUGCGGAUGAACGAGACUUCAAGACUGCUUAUUCUUAUUUUUAUGAAGCCUUUGAAGGAUAUGACAGUGUUGAAAGUCCCAAGGCGUUGACUGCGCUCAAAUACAUGCUACUGUCUAAAAUCAUGUUGCGCACACCAGAGGACGUUCAAGCUAUUAUGUCUGGCAAAUUGGCGGUAAAAUACGCAGGAUUAGAUCUAGACGCAAUGCGUGCGGUAGCUGAAGCUAGCCACCGACGAUCAUUAGCAGAUUUUCAGAAGGCAGUUAAGCAAUACCGGCAGGAAUUAGAAGACGACGUAAUUGUACGUGCACACCUUGGUUCUCUCUAUGAUGCUAUGCUGGAGCAAAAUUUAUGUCGUUUAGUCGAACCUUAUUCACGAGUUCAGGUGAGUCAUAUUGCCUCGUGCAUAUCUCUGCCAUUGGCACAAGUAGAAAAGAAACUAUCGCAAAUGAUUCUGGACAAGAAACUGCGAGGAGUUCUCGAUCAAGGAGAAGGUGUUUUAAUUGUAUUCGAGGAUACACCUCGCGAUAAAACUUACGAAAUCGCAUUAGACACAAUACACAGCAUGGGAAAAGUCGUUGAUACACUUUACCAGAAAGCCAAGAAACUCACCUAGCCUUAUUUAAUAUGUAUUUAUACAAGAAAAAAUUUAUCACAAUUAUUAUAACCAUUAUUAAUUAGUUAUUCUCAUUAAAUACUAUCGAUUAACUGUA